AUGUCUGAAGUAGGGUUGCAGAUUUCUUCCAGCUCAAUGGAUUCCUACUUGAGGCAAGUUGUUCCUGUGCUGCAGACAUGCAGGCAAGCUGUUCGUGAAAUUACCCAAAGGGAUCUUAAAAUACAAGGAAAAGACAGAGGAACCUUAGUUCUUCAUGUCAUCUUUGAGAUUAGACCAGAUGAACAGCAAGGUAAAAGACUUCGCUCUCGCAAUCCAUCUAGCGCCGAUGUUAAGACAGAUGAAGAAGCAUUCGUUUUGAUUGAGCAAGUCAAGAUGUUUGCUGAUAAAUUGAGAGAUGUGGCUUUGAAAGUACUUGAUGUUAGGAAAGAGAUGGAAAGAGAAGACAGUACUUUAUCUAGAAAAAUAAAGAAACUCACAGAAUUGAAAAAGAGUCUUGAUGAGUUCACCAGACUUCUGGACACAAUUGUAAAUUUUUACUCUGCCAAAUUGUUAGGCUUCCAUCCCACAGUUGACCUUCCUGCAUUGGAAGAUGUUAAAAAAUUGAAAGAACAAUUGAGUCAUCUAAAAAGUCAACUGAAGAAAGAUGAACUUUCUUCUUUGUUUGCUUCAUAUGAUGCAGAGUUCAGCACAAGUAAUGAAGUAAUUAUAUGCACCAUGUUAGGUCUCAAUGAUGAUUAUGGUUAUUAUCUUCAAGAACUAGAUACAGAAGUUCUAAUGCAUCAGCCUAUUUUGUAUUAUUUACAGAAAUCCAUAGAGAGUCAAGAGAAUGAAUGGGAGGCAGAUGGGAUUCUGCAUCAGUCUGGCAAAAAAGUGUUAGCAGAAAAUCUUCAUAGGUUUGGUUUCACUAAAGAAACUGCUGCAUUAAUCGUUCAGCACAUUCCUGAUGAAUUUGUUGAUUUACAGAGACCAUCAUACUGGGCUGUUCGAUAUCUGGAUCAUAUGUGUCGGCAUCAUCCACUUUUGUCUUUUAACCUCAGAUAUCCACAAAAUCAACAUCUUGUCGAUGAAUGGUUUGAAUUGAAACUGCUUGUUGAUUCUGGUAAGGCAACAGAUUCUGAGGAUGCAAAGCCUAGCUUCAGUGGGAUAAGAUAUCCAGUUGCUGUAGAGCACUGUUUAACUGAGGUUGCAAAGCUUGAUUUAGCCACGCCAAAAGGUUCUGUGGCUGUACAAAGUGGCUUAACUGAGAUGAGAGAUUCUGAGGCUGCCAAGCUUAACUUGACUGAGAUCAAACACUUUGAAGAUGCAAAUCUGUGUGCUGUCAGGAUGAUUAAUAUAUCUUCCGACAAAAGUCUGGGUAAUGUUCUUGUUCAGACAUUGUUGAAGGAACUAAAGAGUGAUGAAAAUGUUCUGCUUUUCCAUGGAACUACACAUGAAAAUGCCAUGUCUGUUGUUGCUAAUGGAAUUAUUUUAACAAAAGGUAGCAAGAGGCAGGAUUUUUCUAACGGGGAUGGAUUCUAUUUGUCAGAUAAAUUUGAAAAUGCCAGGGCUUGGAGUCAAGCAGGCAGAGGAGGACAUCAAGCAGUUGUUGUGUACAAUGUUAACAGAAGUCUGCUAAACUCGGAUGAGAACAGUGGUUUAGACUUGAGUCAGAACCUGUCUCGAUGGGAAGAAGUGGUGAGAUGUUGCAGGAAUGGGUACACAAAUAGAAAGAUGACAAAGAGUCUUAAAAAAUAUGCUUUCAUUCAAGGGCCACCAUGUAAGAAUCCAGGAGACAUUGAAGGAAGUAACCCACUGCAGCCGCUCGAAGAGGCCAGCAUUCAGCUUUGUAUCCGUGAUGAUUCAUUUGCUGAGGAGUUUGGCACCCUAAGUAAUGUGGCGUGUGUCAUAUUUUAUUAA
This is a messenger RNA of Candidula unifasciata, 1797 nucleotides long. NCBI's taxonomy places the organism in Eukaryota, Metazoa, Mollusca, Gastropoda, Stylommatophora, Geomitridae. The record is from the annotation of a GenBank genome assembly.